AUGCCUCAGGCACCCGCUGACUCAGCAACCGCCGACAUUCGUCUCGGCGUCAACUUUCCCGCAAAUCAUCGUCCUCAAUCGGCAGACAGGCUCCCCACAUCCUCCUUCAGCGGGCCGAUUUCUCCGAUUUACGGCAGAUGGACUCCGCGAGCACUCGUUCACGUUUCGUGGGGUUUUAUACCGGCUGAACGCAGGCUGAUCUCCAUGGAUUUGGGGUAUCGGAACAUACUGGCACCGGAUGGGCCGCACUAUUCAAUCCCCCCGACCGACUUUCGGUCCCCCACUCUACCCCGGCCACCCCCGGUUAUCGAUUUCAUGCAGACAAGCUCGGAAUCUUGCGAGAUGGAGAAGGCUCCGCCUGUCACGGGCAAACGCCGAGGUGGCAGCCGAAAAGCCUGUAAUGAAUGUAAGCAGCAAAAGCUGCGGUGUGAUAUUGUUCAAACGCCAGCGGCGGCCUGUUCGCGCUGUCGCCGGCUUGGGAUAGACUGUAAAGUUGAACAGUCGUUCAAGCGCAUCUCUAAGAGAAGGCGCAAUGCUGAAAUGGAAAAGGAGAUUGCUGAUCUCCGCCGCCGUCUGGGACCCAAUUCAGAUCAAGAGCAAGGUGUAGAGUCUCAUGAGCCUGGUGAUGAAAUGUCCCAUUGCUCAGAGGAUGUCUUUGCUCGCCGUGACUCGGCCGCGAUUGACCAAUCUCGACCUGUCUCCGUGCCAAUUGAAUCUCAUUCAACUAUAGCAACCCCUUUGACUAUGAAAAGGGAUGGUUCUAUUGUAUCACAGGAUGAGGGCCAAUGGCGACUGGAAGAUGUUUCUCUCUCUAGAGCCCGAGUUCUUCGAUUAUUCGAACAAUACUUCACUUAUUACCACCCCUUUCUUCCUCUUUUGAAUCCACCCAAGCCCCCAGAGGUGUAUCUCAAUCGAUGCCCUCUUUUGGCGUGGACUAUGAUCUGUGUUGCGAGUCGACGGUCUCAAUAUGAGCCUGGGCUCUUGAGCGCACUGUCCGGACCAUUCAGCAGACUGCUUUGGGCAACCAUUACUAGUGUCCCGCAAGACUACCGGGUGGUCAAGGCCCUUUGCGUUCUGUGUACAUGGCCACUUCCGACUACAAGCCAGCGCACCGAUGCAACCUUCAUGCUCAGUGGCUUGAUGAUGCAAAUUGCCAUGCAGCUUGGGCUACACCGUCCGGUUCAAGCGGAAGAGUUCACAACUUUCCGCAUGGAAGUUCAAGGUGAAGCCCUAAAGGAUCGACUACAUACGUGGGUCAUUUGUAACAUCGUGGCUCAAAAUGUUGCGACUGGUUACGGCCAGCCACCGAGUACAAUAUACGACUGGGCCCUUGAGCCUGCCUCUUUGAGGGACGCCGACUACCGACUUCCUGAAGACCUGGUCAUUCGGUUGCGUAUCGAGAAGUUCUGCGACCGGGUGACAAAGGCGUUAUACAGUAGUAAACCCGAACCUGGGGAGUUUAUUAGCGCCGACAAGCUCGUGGUUGUGCAGGUUUUGGAAUGCGAACUCAGAGACAUGGAUGUCGAGUUUGAAGGAAAGAUCUCUGCAAUCAAUACGAUCCAUCUCCGAGCUGCAGAACUACACUUCCGAUAUUUCAUGUUUUUAGGAUCCACUGCGCGAAGUGACGAUCUUAUCAAGCUUUUCCUUGCGACAACCUCCUUCCUUAGUCGAGUAUUAGAUCUCGAAACAUCGCCAGGCGAAUUGAUCGGUCACUCCACCAACUAUAUUCUUCAAAUGAUUGUGUCGGCUGCUUUCGCUCUGAUGAAAUUGUUGAAGAGCAGCUUCAGUAGACACCUCGAUUUCAACCAUGGCAAGCUACUGUUCAACGGCGCGAUCUCAGCAAUUCGCCGAAUAAGUGUCAUGGAUCACGACCGUCCCAUUCGUCUUGCAGACAUUCUCGCUCAGAUGUGGAAUGCCACGAGUCUAGAACCUGCCGAAGAAGAUGCCCUACAGCUUAAAGUCCGCUGCCGGAUGAGCAUGAGUCAUGUGUACGACACGGUUUGGCGUUGGCGACAACGGUUCCGACCGGUGAGAAGCCUCGAAGAGAUGCAAGCUGCCGCCAUAGCAGCGAAUCAAGAUAUACUAGGUCCGUCAGGACAUAUGACGCGGCAACAUGAUAGCUCCCUGGAGGAUCAAUCUUUGAUGAUGCCAGCUCAGUUUGACGAAGGCGGAGCAUUUUUCAGCGAAUCUGGGUUCUCGGAAGUCUUUGAUUCUCUCAAUUGGGUCUUUGACGGUAUUCCCGACUCUUUCGUCGCACCUCCGGUUUUGUAG
This is a messenger RNA of Penicillium roqueforti, 2271 nucleotides long. Its product is annotated as transcription factor domain-containing protein. Bases 1 to 2271 code for a protein of 756 amino acids. The transcript is spliced from 7 exons. Gene Ontology annotation, molecular function: zinc ion binding; DNA-binding transcription factor activity, RNA polymerase II-specific; transcription cis-regulatory region binding. The record is from RefSeq and is a predicted model, not a curated record. Gene Ontology annotation, biological process: regulation of DNA-templated transcription; DNA-templated transcription. NCBI's taxonomy places the organism in Eukaryota, Fungi, Ascomycota, Eurotiomycetes, Eurotiales, Aspergillaceae. Gene Ontology annotation, cellular component: nucleus.